AUGAAUUACGAGGAAUUGCCCUGUAGUGUUUAUUUGCCGAAUUUGAAGAAACCAGAGGAAGAAAGAAAUAAUCAAAUUGUGAAAAAAGUAUCGAUAGCUUCGCAACCAAAAGAAACAGUUCAAGGAAAGAAAUCGUGUUUGUCAACAAACACUUCAACCAAUAAAGAUCCUCCUCCAAAUCAUCCAGCUUUGAAAAAGAAAACGGUUGCUUUUGGAAAAACAGUCAACGUUUCACAAACUAUUGAGGUCAGUUUAUUUCAUUGUUUUAUAAGAUUUUCAUAAUAAAAGUUUAGGGAACAUCAAGAGCUGCUAGAAAGUCAUCUGAAAAUACAAAGAAAAUGUCGAAUACUGCGAAUCCAGAAACUGAUUGGAAAUCAGAAAUGCAAAAAGAAAUUGAAGAAAUGAAAAAAGAAUUAUUGGAAAUAACUGAAAAGAAACAAGAAGCAAAUAUCAGCGAAAUAAAAAAUAUGAUGGUUAAUUUAUUUCAAGAAUAUUCAGCAAAACCAAAAUCAAUUGAAGCUGAACCGAAAAAAACAACAAAAAUGACAUCAGCCAGAUAUGUUUUUAAGAAAGAUGGAGUUCUAAAUUCAGAAGCUAUUGAAAUCUUGGAAAAACGAACAAGAAAUGAUCCGAUAUUUCGACAACAAAUUGAUGAUGUUCUAGCUGAUGUAAGUGACUUUAUGAAAUAUUCACUCGGAAAACUGUAUAAAAAUAUUUUUAGGCUGAAUACGAAACCAAAAAAUACGAAGAAGAUUUUAGAAGUCGAUCUCCUUAUCAAGCAAAACCAAUCGAUUCAGCAGCAUUAAUGAGAGAAACAUAUACAGUCGAAAGAAGUAUUCGAUUUGAUGGAAAUUCGAUUGAUUCGAGAAAUUGGCAAACUUCAAAUCCAAGAAAUUGUGGAAAUAAUUCUGAUCGAUGGUAUGAACCAGAAGUAUUACAUUCAACAUAUCAACCAGGAAACAGUAUUAGUUAUUAUCCUUCUGAAAAUCAUCCAGCUCUAAAAAAUCCGAAUAAUGAGUUAGUUCAAUUCUUAAAUUCUUAUUUUUAUUCAAGGAUUUUCAGUUACUUCAUAGAACAUGCUGAAUCAUCGGAGAAUGAUGAAAAUUCGAAAUUCAAUGAAACUCGUGCGGAAAAAGAGCGUCGAAUUCGCGAAAAAUAUUCGAGACGAAAAUAA
Molecule: messenger RNA, 1174 nt
Organism: Caenorhabditis angaria
Lineage: Eukaryota; Metazoa; Nematoda; Chromadorea; Rhabditida; Rhabditidae
Source: the annotation of a GenBank genome assembly